This is a messenger RNA of Alternaria burnsii, 327 nucleotides long. RefSeq lists its product as uncharacterized. The transcript has 2 exons. The coding region runs from base 1 to 327 and encodes 108 amino acids. Lineage: Eukaryota; Fungi; Ascomycota; Dothideomycetes; Pleosporales; Pleosporaceae. The record is from RefSeq and is a predicted model, not a curated record.
AUGACCAAACAAACACCAAACCCCACAAGUCGUUUCGUACUUACAAUGCGCUAUUUGACCCCAAUCAUCGCUCUCGCGGCGUCUCUUGCUCAUCUCACAACAGCCCAGCUGGGCUCCCACGACACUAUCUGCAGAUUUCUCUAUGGCACCGAGUACACGGACGCAUGCUGCCACACCGUCAUCAGCCGCGGGUUGAACGCGCCCUGUACCGAUAUAGAAGACUACACAUUUGCUCGCAUCAUGACGGCUGCCCGCAAAGAAACCGGAGUCCAGGUAGAGUGCCGCAUGGCGUUCGCGACACCUUCCACAUACGUGUCGGCUCUUUGA